GUGCCACAAAUUUGACCUAUAAAUUGAGUACUUUUAUUUUUAACUUUCAUUUCACUUUUUAUGUUCUUCAUUGUUUUAAUGUAUUUUUUUAAAUGCACUAUCCAAUUAAGUCCUGAGGAUUCUAAUUAUACUAAUACUGAGAAGACUUCUUCUUGUAAUUGAAAAUGAUAG
Daphnia carinata is the source of this 171-nucleotide messenger RNA. NCBI's taxonomy places the organism in Eukaryota, Metazoa, Arthropoda, Branchiopoda, Diplostraca, Daphniidae. The record is from the annotation of a RefSeq genome assembly.